This is a messenger RNA of Bombina bombina (fire-bellied toad), 4266 nucleotides long. RefSeq lists its product as uncharacterized. Lineage: Eukaryota; Metazoa; Chordata; Amphibia; Anura; Bombinatoridae. Gene Ontology annotation, molecular function: DNA helicase activity. Gene Ontology annotation, biological process: telomere maintenance; DNA repair. The transcript is spliced from 3 exons. The coding region runs from base 1 to 4266 and encodes 1421 amino acids. The record is from RefSeq and is a predicted model, not a curated record.
AUGCCUCCUAAAAGAAUUUUAACACAGAAAGAUGCAGAAAACGUUAAACGCAGAAGAAAAGAAACUCAACGUAUACGACGGACACAUAUGACUGAACAACAAAGGGUAAUUCUACGCAAAAAGGAUUCUUCAAAAAAACGCAUUUGUAGGGCCAAUAUGACUGCUCAGGAAAAAUGUGUCCAACUGGACAUGCAAAGAUCACGUUCUGCUGCACGUAGAAAAAAAAAAAAAAAAAGUUCUAACAUCACUAUCACUAAUCAAUAUAACAAAAGUUAUAACCAUUCACUAUUUAAUGAAGACAAUGUUCCGAUGCACACAUGUGGUCAACUUAAUGUUUAUUGCACAUUUUGCAUGGCAAAGCAUUUUCCAGAGGAACAACCAAGCGAUAAGCUUUUUAAUAAAUGCUGCAAUAAAGGAAAAAUAACAUUACCUCAUAUACAAAUUUCACCACUGAUCCAACAACUAAUGACUGGACAACACACACAUUCAAAUAAUUUUAUGCAAAAUAUCCGUUCUAUAAAUAGUGCAUUGGCGUUUGCAUCAAUGGGAGCAAACAUUGCACCACCUCCAGGAUAUGGCCCAUACUGUUUUAGAAUAAAUGGCCAAAUUUAUCACCGAUCUGGUGCUUUGCAUCCAGAAAAUGAUGAUCAACGCAAAUUUGCACAACUCUACAUUUUGAGUCCUGAGGAAGCUGCGGACCAACGAGCAGCACUAAAAGAAAAUUCAGGAUGUCACAUUGAACUUUUGAGGGAGUUAAGUUCAUAUAUGUGUCAGUAUAACCCUUUUGCAAAAGCAUGUAAAAUGCUCUAUGAGGUAGAGCAAGAAUGCAUCCAUGAAGCAUCUUUAAAUGGAGUUCAAAAUUCUAAAGUUUCAAUGGUAAUUCUGCAGGACAGAACAUCAGAUUACCGAAGAUAUAACGUACAAAGAGUUAAUCAGGUUGCUGUUAUUUUCCAAAAUUCUGAUGGUGAACCUCCUCUUGAACGUGACCUUCUUAUUCAUUGCCGAUCUACAGAUCAAACAAAAAAAACUGAAAGAAUAAGUGUUUUAGAUCCUAAUCUUGAACCAUUGCUGUAUCCUUUGUUGUUUCCAUAUGGGGACCAAAGUUGGGGUUCCAAUAUUGCUCUUAACUACAGGCCAACAUCAAUUAGUGAUGUACAAAGAAGAGUAACCACCAAUCCAAGGAUAAGAGUUAGCCAAAUGAAAUACUACUCUUACAGAAUUUCAAUUAGGGAUCAAUUCAAUCCUUUCCUUAGUGCUGGCAAGUUGACGCAGCAGUACUUUGUUGAUGCUUAUGUCAAGACUGAGGCCAACAGACUCAACUAUAUCCGUCAAAAUCAAUCUAAUCUUCGCAUUGAAAAAUAUACAGGAUUAAUGGAUUACAUUCAAAGUGAGGCUGCUGCACAGGGCCUGAUGCCUGGUAAAGCAGUUAUUUUGCCAUCAUCUUUUCAGGGAAGUCCACGAAAUAUGGCCCAAAACUACCAUGAUGCUAUGGCCAUUGUUAGAAAAUAUGGAAAACCGGAUUACUUCAUCACCAUGACCUGCAACCCUAAAUGGCCUGAGAUACUUGAUAACCUAUUAGAAGGUCAAGCAGUGGAGUUCAGACCAGAUUUGGUAGCAAGAGUUUUCAAUCUCAAAUUAAAUUCUCUUUUGAAUGAUAUCUUGAACAAACAUGUUCUUGGAAGUCCUUGCGCAAAAGUGCAUGUAAUAGAGUUUCAAAAAAGAGGAUUACUACAUGCUCAUAUCCUUUUAAUAUUGAAAGCCGAAGACAAGCCAAAUGAUGCUGAAACCAUUGACACUUUUAUAUCAGCUGAAAUUCCUGAUGAACAGAUUUAUCCAAGACUACAUGCUAUUGUAAUAAAGCAUAUGAUACAUGGUCCAUGUGGAGAACAUAAUUUAAAUUCUCCAUGCAUGGUUGAUGGUAAUUGCAGCAAGAAUUUUCCAAAAAAUUUUCAAAAAGAAACUUUAAUUAAUGUUGAUGGAUAUCCGCGAUAUCGUAGACAAAAAAAUGACACCACUGUAAUUGUCAAAGGGAAAAAAAUUGACAACUCAUGGGUAGUUCCAUAUAGCCCAUACUUCUGCUUGAAAUACAACUGCCAUAUAAAUGUAGAGAGUUGUGUUUCUGUUAAAAGUGUUAAAUAUCUCUUCAAAUAUGUAUAUAAAGGUUACGAUUGUGCAAAUAUUUCAAUUAACGAACAAAAUACACUACAGCAUGAUGAAAUUCAAAAUUUUUUGGACACAAGAUAUGUCAGUGCUCCUGAAGCUGUUUGGAGGUUGUAUGGUUUUUUGAUGCACCAUCAAACACAUACAAUAAUAAGACUUCAAGUUCAUCUUCCAGGCGAACAAGAUGUAUAUUUCCAUAAUGAAAACAUACAAUUAGCUGCAGAAAAGGCACAAGACAGGGAUACCACUUUGACAGCAUACUUUAAGUUGAAUGUGGAUAAUAAUGCGGCACGUGAACUUUUUUACUCUGACAUUCCUCAACAUUUUGUAUUUGAUGUAAAAAACCGUAAGUGGAAUCCAAGACAAAGAGGAGCAGAUACAACAAUUGGCAGAUUUAAACGUUGUGAAGAUUUUGGACUACCCAAUCCAUCAAACUUCAUUCCAGAAAUGCAAUUCAACUAUGUUACACACUUGGAAGCACAAGUUGGAGCACAACUUCAAGAAGCAUUAAACAUCGAGCAAAAAGCUGCAUUUGACAAUGUAAUGUCUGCAAUUGAUAAUGAAAAUUUACCACACAGAUGUUUUUUUAUUGAUGGACCUGGUGGAAGUGGCAAGACUUAUUUAUAUAAAACAUUAUUGAGUACUUUACGUGGACGCAGAGAUGGAGUUCUUCCUGUUGCCUCUACAGGAAUAGCAGCUAAUCUACUUGAUGGUGGCAGAACUUACCAUUCACAGUUUAAGCUUCCAAUUCCAUUACUGGAAACAUCAACAUCAAAUAUGAGAAUGACUUCAAAAGAUGCAGAGUUCAUACGUAAUGCUAAAUUGCUUAUUUGGGAUGAGGCCUCAAUGACACCCGGUAUAGCUCUAAAAUGUGUCAAUAACCUUCUUCAGGAAAUUAUGCAGAACAAUAAGCCAUUUGGUGGAAAAGUUAUACUCCUUGGUGGAGACUUCAGACAAACACUCCCAGUUCUUCCUCAUUGCAAUAGAACUGCUAUUGUGGAAGCUACUAUAAAGUUCUAUGAUCACUGGGAUAAAUUUAAAAUUUUACAAUUGAAGAAUAAUGUGCGUUCAGUGGAUCCAGAAUUUAGCAAUUGGCUACUAAAAUUAGGACAGGGUUCAUUAAAUAAUUCAGAGGGCCUUCCUGAGGAUUUAGUUGAGAUCCCUUCCAAAUUAAUAUGCAAUGAUUGUAUCAUAUCUGAAAUUUUUGGAAAAAAAAUUCUUCCAUCUGAUCUUCACAGUUUUUCAAAAAAGGCCAUUUUGUGUACGAAAAAUUGUCAUGUUGAUCAAAUUAAUGAGCAUGUAUUAAAUAUACUCGAUGGUGAGGAAAAAAUAUAUCUGAGUUCAGAUUCAAUUGAUGAUCAGACAGAUGAAGAUGCACAAAACUAUCCCAUAGAGUUUCUAAACGAAUUAGCUCCAUCAGGAAUGCCUCUUCAUAAGUUAAAAAUAAAAUUGGGAAGUAUUAUUAUGUUGCUCAGAAAUCUGAACACAAAAAAAGGUCUGUGCAAUGGAACAAGAUUGAUAGUUAAAGAUCUUAAGCCAAAUCUAUUAAUUGCAGAAGUACUCACAGGAACAGCAAAAAAACAAAUAGUGUUUAUUCCGAGAAUAGAUUUAGCCCCUGCCAACACUGAACUACCAUUCAUUUUACGAAGGAGACAGUUUCCAAUCAAACUUGCAUUUGCAAUGACCAUCAACAAAUCACAAGGUCAAACGUUAGACAAAGUAGGAAUAUUUCUUCCAGAACCAGUAUUCAGUCAUGGACAACUUUAUGUUGCAAUGUCUCGAGUUCGUACAUCAUCUGAUGUCAAAAUUAAGAUACUUCAAAGUUCAAAGCAAGGAAAGAUAUUACCAAACAUUCUUAAUGCCCAGGGUGCAAACCAAGAAGUUGCAUUCAAGUGUCCAGAACGAACAGAUCACUCACUGGGUCUUAACUAUUGCAAUGAUUUAGUGCAAGUGAUGUUUCUUGGUUACCCCCCGAACAUGUGCAAAACAACUUCUACUUACAUUAUACCCCAAGUCAGUGUACUCACUUCCAUGUUGCUGUCUGCAGUAUUCCAGAAGUCUGUGAUGUCACAACUUACCCGUCAACACAUGUUCCGGCGUUUGUGA